This is a messenger RNA of Pocillopora verrucosa, 1728 nucleotides long. Its product is annotated as protein N-lysine methyltransferase METTL21A-like. The record is from RefSeq and is a predicted model, not a curated record. Lineage: Eukaryota; Metazoa; Cnidaria; Anthozoa; Scleractinia; Pocilloporidae.
CAUCAGGGAUGCAGUACUGGUCUUCCUUGGUCAUCCAAAAUCUUAGUCAUUCCCAUUAAUCAUGUGGCUUCGACAAGAGUACAAACCUGAAAAACAAAGGUUCGAAAAUCCAUUUGAACUUGAAGUUGACAGGGGUUCUGACGCUGAUCGAUCUGGAGAAGGGGACAACGAACUCUACAAUUGCAUGCCUCUCAUAAAACUUCGACAGAGCUACACAGCUCUUGGAACAACUGUUUGGGAUGGAAGUAUUGCACUCGCUAAGAUGUUCGAUAAUCGAGAUCUAUUUCCUUUACACUAUUUACAGGAAUGCCGAGUUUUAGAGCUUGGAGCUGGCUGCGGUUUAGUGGGAAUUUAUUUGUGUUUGUUAGGUGCGAAAAUGACCGUUCUAACUGAUCAGAAAUGUUGUGUAAAAACUCUUAAAGACAACGUGGCAGCAAAUGUGACUGGAGUUGGUCGGAGUAGAAUCAAGGUUGUGGAAUAUUGUUGGGGGAAAAGCACAGAAUAUUUGACAAAAGAUGGUCUGUUUCAUCUCAUUCUCGCUGCAGAAUGUCUUUAUUCAGCGGACGACUCUGUGCUUCUCGCUCAGUGCAUCACAAAAUUAGCAAAACCUGGUUCACGUAUUUACGUAUCAAUGGGAAGGAAUCGUGGAGGCGAGGAAGCAUUUGUGAAAACGAUGGUAGAUCAAGGUUAUGACUGCCACAAGGUCCCUAAAAAUGAACUUCACCCAAAAUACCAGGAUGAUGUAAUAAAAAUUUUGGAGUUCAAACUGAAAGUUUGACUUGCUAACUAAUAAAAGUAACUGAAAAAAGUUAAAGUUGUGUUAUUGUUAAUACAGAAUCCCUAAAGGUUACAAGUCCUGAGAUGGUCCAAAUUCACUGAUUUAGUUUCAAAAAUUUUUAUCAAAUUUGCUGAAGAAUAUUCUGUACAUUUAAUGAGCUGUGGUUAAAUUUUUUGUUUCUAUUGGACAUGUUGCUAAUAAUAAUUUCUAGCAAUAGGGAAGACACAGAAUUUUUAAAAGACUCUUCUACAUGAAUGGAAGUCCUAAUUUCCAGGACUGCAACUCAGUCAAUGCUGACACUUAAAGAAUGAGGUGCAGAAUUACAGGAGACAUUCAGUAAUUAAGCGGCCUUGUUCACUUUAGAUUCUGAUGACUGAUACAGGUAAUUUGUCUGUAGUAUUCAUUUACAGUACUGAAGUUUCUUAAAUUUGGAUGAAGUGAAUUUCCAGGAAAAACAGCUUUAAAGGGUUUUGAGUUUCAUUUUGAAUCUGUGAGGUUUUCUCAGCUGCAGCUGGUGAAACACAGUAGACAAACAGGUAAAGUAUACAGGCCAUAGGCUUUAUUUUAUAUUGUCACUAAAAUUUAUAUGUCAUCAAAAUCAAUAAAGCGCCUAUUGGUAGGAGGAUUUCAAGGAAGUAAUCUGCUUCAUUAAACUCUUUUCCACCUUGUUUAACAACUGAGGUAGUUCAAUGGCACAGCCACGAUCUUCCCAGUGGCUGCAAUAGUCUAGAAUGUAUCGAAUACAAAUUGGUGAUUCUGGAUCUUCAAAACAAGUUGCAAAAUGACAGGGGCUUUGUAGAUUACUUGUAUCAAAGUUGCAUGGCUCUUCCUGUGAAAUAAAAAGCAGAUAUGAUAACAUGUAUUAUCUUAACGUAUUAAAAUGACUAUAGUUGUAGGCAACAUGAGCCAACUUUGGUUCAGCAUGAAAAAUAACUGCUUUUAGACUGUUG